AUGACUACGCCCGAAGUAUCUCACGGCCGCGGCGGCGCCGGUAACAUCAACCCGGACGACACCAAGUACGUCGACGGCGAAAUCGUGCGCCAGGGCGCAGCCAACAUCGCCGACGCCGACAAACCGCCCUCCGCAACGCGCGCAGACCGGGACAUCGUCCCCGAGGAAGCCACGCGCCCGUCCACCGACGGCGAGAGCUUCCACGUAGGUCGCGGCGGCGCCGCGAACGUGCACCUGUCCGAGCAGGACAAGCUGAAAAAGCAAGAGAAGCACCACGGCAGCGGCGCCAACAAAGUCGUCGACACCCCAUCCACGCCCGGCACCGCGCCGCACGUGAGCCUGGCUGAUAAGCUGAAGCAUAAGAUCUUCGGGGUGUUUAAGAAAUAA
Molecule: messenger RNA, 387 nt
Organism: Daldinia vernicosa
Lineage: Eukaryota; Fungi; Ascomycota; Sordariomycetes; Xylariales; Hypoxylaceae
Exons: 2
Coding region: 1-387 (128 amino acids)
Source: RefSeq, a predicted model, not a curated record